ACAUUUCCAUCCACUAACUCACUCAUUACUGCUGCUGCUGAGUAAUAUCACUAAUCAACCACACUUCUUCAUCAUCAUCAUCAUGAUGUCUUCUUCGACUGCUGUGGUUGCAGCAGGGCCUUCCUCUUCUUUCACAACAAGAAGAAGCAACAACAACAACAACAACAAUGGAUCUCCGGUCGCAAAGCAGAGAAUCACUUUCCAUGGACUCCCUAUUCAAGACGCCAAGAAUAGCAUCUCAUCAUCAAAUUCUCUCAUUCUCCUUAAUAAUAAUAAUAACAAAAAGAACAACAACAACAACAGCAGUAGAAGAGGCCUGGAGAUAAGUGCAAAAACAGCAGGUGCUUCCAAGAACAUCGAAGUGGAGGUGGACAAGCCACUUGGUCUCACAUUGGGCCAAAAGCCAGGCGGCGGAGUUGUCAUCACUGCUAUAGACGGAGGUGGGAAUGCAGCAAAAGCUGGUCUAAAAACAGGAGAUCAAGUCAUCUACACCAGCAGCUUCUUUGGCGAUGAGCUUUGGCCAGCUGAUAAGCUUGGUUUCACCAAAACAGCCAUCCAGGCUAAGCCUGAUUCUGUCUAUUUUGUGGUCGCCAGGGGUGGACCAAAUGUUGAUGUUAAAAGACUCCCUAAACGUCCUGCCCCUCCCCGCUUUGGCACCAAGCUCACAGAUGCUCAAAAGGCCCGAGCAACACAUAUAUGUCUUGAUUGUGGAUACAUAUAUACACUACAGAAACCCUUUGACGAACAGGCGGAUGGAUAUGUUUGCCCUCAGUGCCUGGCUCCAAAGAAAAGAUUUGCAGAAUAUGAUGUGAAAACGGGGAGGGCCAUUGGCGGAAGUUUGCCCCCAAUUAGUGUCAUCAUUGGUCUACUUGUUGGCAUUGGUGGUGUAGCAGCCUUACUUCUUUAUGGCCUGCAAUAACUAACUAAUUAACUCACAUUUCCAUUCCCAAUCAAGAUUGAUAUCAUAAUUGAGAUUAUAUAUACAUUUGCUUCUAUCAGAGAGCCAUUCUGCAUAUGUAUAAUAACACUUAUUACUUAUGACAGCAUCACUUCAAAACACGAAUGCCAGCCGCAGUAAUAUAAUAUACAUAGAUUACAUACAA
Messenger RNA from Impatiens glandulifera, 1103 nucleotides. RefSeq lists its product as uncharacterized. The transcript is spliced from 4 exons. The record is from RefSeq and is a predicted model, not a curated record. Lineage: Eukaryota; Viridiplantae; Streptophyta; Magnoliopsida; Ericales; Balsaminaceae. The coding region runs from base 83 to 919 and encodes 278 amino acids. Gene Ontology annotation, molecular function: protein binding; iron ion binding.